Messenger RNA from Monopterus albus (swamp eel), 2510 nucleotides. It is a transcript of the gene s1pr3b, whose product is annotated as sphingosine-1-phosphate receptor 3b. The record is from RefSeq and is a predicted model, not a curated record. Gene Ontology annotation, cellular component: membrane. The transcript has 2 exons. Gene Ontology annotation, biological process: G protein-coupled receptor signaling pathway. Gene Ontology annotation, molecular function: sphingosine-1-phosphate receptor activity. Lineage: Eukaryota; Metazoa; Chordata; Actinopteri; Synbranchiformes; Synbranchidae. Bases 283 to 1404 code for a protein of 373 amino acids.
GUGACUUCCAGCCAACGUCGACAACUCGGGAGUUGUGAGAUCAGUAAAAGAUGAGGAGCUGCUCUCUUCCAGCGAACAAGAAGGAAUUAAAAUUAAAUAUAAAACCUAAGAAACUGGGAGAAUCAACUAUUUAGCAAUGAAAUGUGCGCAUGUCUCUCGGUGCGCAUUUAACUUUCAAGCAAACCAGAGCUGCGAGCAUCCCACGCUGAACACACUGGAUUUGCUGACACUGGACUCCCUGCUCACUUCUGGCAUCCAGUGUCAGCGGCCGGUGCUUUGAAGAUGAUCGACCAGCAGAUAUAUCUCCACUACAACUACACGGGAAGGCUGGACCAUCGGCCCACCGUUGGCACAAGCCCUGGCACUGUGGACACCAAAACCAUUGUGUUCCUCAUCAUAUGCAGCUUAAUUGUCCUGGAGAACCUCACCGUGCUGGUAGCCAUAUGGAGAAACCACAGGUUCCACAACCGCAUGUACUACUUCAUUGGCAACCUGGCGCUGUGCGACCUGCUGGCUGGAGUCACUUACCUGGUCAACUUGCUCCUGUCAGGAGAGAAGACCCUGAAGCUCUCACCUGCUCUCUGGUUUCUUAGAGAGGGAAGCAUGUUUGUGGCACUUGGUGCCUCAAUUUUCAGCCUCCUGGCUAUUGCUAUAGAGAGACAUCUGACUAUGAUCAAAAUGAGGCCUUAUGAUGCCAACAAGAACUACAGAGUUUUUCUGCUGAUUGGGACCUGCUGGCUGAUUGCUGUAUCUCUUGGAGCUUUGCCUAUCCUAGGAUGGAACUGUCUGGGCAACCUUCCUGACUGCUCCAUAGUCCUCCCUCUGUACUCCAAGAAAUAUGUAGCUUUCUGUAUCACAGUUUUCAUGGUUUUGCUCUUAGCCGUGUCAGUCCUUUAUGCCCGCAUCUACAUCCUGGUUAAAUCCAGCAGUCGAAAGGUGAGCAAGCACAGCAACUCUGAGCAUGCAAUGUCCCUGCUGCGCACGGUCAUCAUUGUAGUUGGGGUCUUCAUUACCUGCUGGACUCCCAUAUUUGUCCUGCUUCUGGUCGAUGUGGCAUGUAAGCAGCAUUGCGCCAUCCUCUACAAGGCUGAAUGGUUCAUUGCUGUGGCUGUGCUCAACUCAGCCAUGAACCCAGUCAUUUACACUCUGGCUAGUCGUGAGAUGAGACGGGCCUUCCUGGGUCUGGUGUGUGGCAUUUGCUACAGGGGGAAAGUUUCUGUAAAUGACAGUGGGAACAGGCACUCUCUAGAGCCCAGCCACAGCAGGAGCAAGUCGUGGAGCAGCCAGAACAACCCCAACCAGAGCCAGCACAGUGGCAGGCAGUCAGAGCUGGAGAAGGAGCAGGACACAGGCUGUGGUGAGGUCGCAGUGGUGGCAGGAGGGGCUGUUCAAGUUGUCCCCUAGGGACAGAAAAGACUGAACAGUGGGAGCAUGUAAUGUGCAGUAAGAAAUGUGGGUAGUCGUAAUAUGUGCGGCAGACCUGUGCAGUGGUCACAGUGAACAGAAACAAUAAUGAAAACAUAAGUUUUGACCAAUGUAAAAUGAAGGAUUCCUUGAAAGGCUUCAGGCCAUGGCUGCGGGUCAGUGAUUUCUCCUUUGUGCUUGAUAUUCAUAUAUCUGCAUCUAUUAUUUGGGAGCUCAUUAAAAUGUCCACACUUGACAUUACAAUGAUUAAUGCAUGAGACCAAGUGUGUUCAGUGAUUCAAUCAUUGACAGAAAAUGCAUUUACAUCUGUGCUAACAGAUGUAACCAUCUAACACAAAGAGAAAAUCAGCUGCAGUUAGAAGAAAAAGUGCAAUUGUAAUACUGCAAAACCAAUGUAGUAGUGAAAAAUGAUUGUAGACAAUUAGUGUAAUAACAUUUAUUCUAUGCAAUCUAUACUGUAAUUUUAUAUUUACUCUAUUACUGCAGCGUACAUAUAGUGAUACCAGGGCUCCCCCUGGUGGCUGAUAUUGAUAAUGCUCAAUGCUGAGAGUUUGGAGACGUAUGUGAACUAGAACUAGUUACCUAUAUGCAGCUCAUUAUAUGAAAGAAAAUAAAAUACAAAGGUAAAAGACAUACGCACCUGGAUCACCUCAUGUGGCCGGUAGCACAGCUUUGCAUGUUUCAUUGUUAGUGCCCUCCUCACACCUUUGAAAAAAUUACUUUACACAAAUUACAAAUAAAUAUUGCCAAUUAUUUCUAGUGAACUACAGCCAUGCAGACUUUAAUUUUCUAUGUCCAGAUUUACAAACAUCCCAGUUUUGGAGCCACUACAAUACAAUGGGUGGGAAUUGUAUUCAAUUAAAAUAGCACUUAGAAAAUUACCCCCCUUAUUUAAAUAUCCAAUAUCUAAUUUUCUUGAAAACUAUAUUUUUCUUUUACAAAAUAAAUAGGCCCUAGACCCUAUUAAAGCAUUGACCUGCCUCAGAUCAUUGUCAAUCUUGGUUGUAUUCACCUCUGUUGUAACCAUCUAUCGUGGGAAUACUUUUUUUAUUUUUUUAUUUGGAUGAACCAAAAAUUAAUAUUUU